GGAUCAAAUUUUCAGGGGGCGUGGCUAUGAAACAGGCCCAGACUCCUGGGUGAGGUCAGCAGGCCGGCUAGGUCAGACAAUGGGGGCGUGGCCGCCUCUAACGCUCCAGGAGUCCCGCGUGGGCUGGAGACGGAACUGUUUGGACGGUAACAGUCCUUGGACUGCCGGAGUCGGGGAGUCCGGUGACUGGACUGCGGUCUAACCCUUCAGCCGCCGGCCAUGUGGCAUCCGCUGGUCCUGCUGCUGCUGCUGCUCCCCUGCGCCCUGCUGCCCGCUUCGUCCGCGGCCCCCAUUGGCGACGGUGACACCCAAGAGAGCUCUUCGGAUUUCCUAGGCCUCCAGGGCCUUCUCCAAGGCUUCGGGCGACUCUUCCUGAAAGAUGACCUGCUGCGGGGUCUGGACAGCAUCUUCUCCUUCCUUAUGGACUCCCGGGGCCUCCCCAGAGAUUUCCACCAAGAGCAGGACCAGAAGCAGCGGGUGGGGAACAAGACCCUCUCCAGCCACCUCCAGAUUGACAAGGUGACUGACAACAAGACAGGAGAGGUGCUCAUCUCUGAGAAGGUGGUGGCCUCCAUGGAGCCAGAGGAAAGCCUGGAAGGUGACCAGGUUCCCAAGGAGGAGAAGGAAGCCCCAGUGCCCGCCAGAAACGCUAUGGGCAGCUUCCAUCUGGAAGCCCACCACCCAGCCUUCUGGAUCAUUAAGGUGCCUCGGAGGAAGUCCCACCAGGAUGCUCAAGAGGACGGUGGCUGGCUAAGGGAGAAGAAACACCGCCUGCAGGCCAUCAGGGAUGGGCUCCGAGAGGGCACCCACAAAGGUGUCCUUGAACAUGGGACCCAGGACUCCUCCUACUCCAGGCUGCCUACCCGAAAGACCCACUUCCUAUACAUCCUCAGGCCCUCCCACCAGCUAUAGAGGUGGGGAUGCCCAGCAUAGACUCCCCAGGCCCCACCCCCAGAACCACAUGGAAAUAAAGAGUUCUUACACCUAGCA
Heterocephalus glaber (naked mole-rat) is the source of this 990-nucleotide messenger RNA. It is a transcript of the gene Dkkl1, whose product is annotated as dickkopf like acrosomal protein 1. NCBI's taxonomy places the organism in Eukaryota, Metazoa, Chordata, Mammalia, Rodentia, Bathyergidae. The record is from RefSeq and is a predicted model, not a curated record.